CCUAAAACGAGACGAGGUCUCGACGACGACUGUGACGGCGACGAUGGACCAGGCGAAUCAGCCGUGGCAGCGCUUCUUUGCCAGACAUGCACCUCCACCGCCCAAGGCAAAUGCGGGAUUCUUUCCCUCCCGACGCGGACAAGCUGGGCCUUCAGCAUCGUCCUCGGGCAGCAGUGGUGGGCACUUGUCGGCGGCGACGAUGACGAGCUCUCCGCGCAGAGCAAUGUCAGCUCGAAACCUGCGAGGAUCACGCGAAAAGGAUGCCGCACUCAAUUCCAAGGGUGCCGCCUCGCUUUUGCCAUCCUCGUCGAAUCGUGCUGUCAAGAACGAGGCAGAGUACGAGGAGUGCCGGCGAAGACUUCGGAGGCUGGUCCUCAUCGAGGGUGUUCCCACAGAUGAUUUCCGAGUGCCCGGCACAGAUCUGCCGUCGAGGCCUCUCGUGUGGAAGAUUCUGCUCGACGUUCGCAGCCUCGAUCCGGCCUGCUUCCUGUCACUGGUGGCAAGGGGACCCUCGCCUCUGCACGAUAAGAUUUCCAACGAUGCAUUUCGAACAUUGGCCACCGAUGCCAGCUUCAAGAAAAAGGUAGACGAGGCCAUGCUCAUCCGACUGCUUGAUUCCUUUGUCUGGCGGUAUUGGGACGAAUCAAACGAAGCCAGGCCACUUUUCAGCUACGUGCAAGGCAUGAAUGUCCUUGCGGCGCCAUUUCUGUACGUGAUGCCGUCCGAGGUCGAGGCGUUCGAGUGCUUUUGCACAUUCAUCGAAAAGUGCUGCCCGACGUACGUGCAGCCCACGCUCGCGGGUGUUCACCGUGGCCUGGAGCUCCUCGAUCGAUGUCUCCAGUCGGUAGACCCUUCUUUGUACAACCACCUGCGCUCCAAGAAUCUCACCUCGGAGCUGUAUGGCUUUGCCUCGGUCUUGACUCUGUGCGGGUGCACGCCACCCCUGACACAGACUCUGCAGCUCUGGGACUUUCUCUUGGCCUUUGGCGCCCACCUGUCGAUUGUCUGCAUCGUGGCACAGCUGCUGCUCAUCCGCGACGAGCUCGUAAGCAGCGCCCAGCCCAUGAAGCUCCUUCGCCAGUUUCCCGACCUGGACGCCAAGAGCGUCGUGGGCAUUGCAACCACGCUCGUCCGCGACCUCGACGACGACCUCUACGACGAACUCGUGACGCACAUGGUGGAGCUGUGAGCGGCAUGCUCGAUUAGAUCAGAGGCGAUGUUACAAGCAAGAUGUAUUACUAGUGACGACAAUGAUGACGAUGAUGACCUGCGCGAAUCUU
Molecule: messenger RNA, 1280 nt
Organism: Acaromyces ingoldii
Lineage: Eukaryota; Fungi; Basidiomycota; Exobasidiomycetes; Exobasidiales; Cryptobasidiaceae
Product: TBC-domain-containing protein
Exons: 5
Coding region: 44-1189 (381 amino acids)
Biological process (GO): activation of GTPase activity
Molecular function (GO): GTPase activator activity
Source: RefSeq, a predicted model, not a curated record